AUGGAGUCCCAGAUUAAAGAAGUUUCUUUUGCAACAUUCAAGUCUAAAUAUUUCAAUAAAUUAAACAAGCCCCAGUGAUUUCCACCCUGAAUAGGAGAGAUAUGUGGGGGAUGGACUCAAGAAACAUUCAAGCAAGUUAUUGUGAAGCUGACUAAAUAAUGGGAAAGCUCCCAUUCAACUAUGGCUCAGCUCUCCUGAUGAAAUCGAGCCCAUAUCUAAGAAGAUCUAUGUCAGACAACAAGUCUUUGAUAUUUUUGAUAAUAUUGGCUGCGGGAGGAUCGAUACAAUGGACCUCAUCAGCGUCCUCCAGCUGGCAAGUAACAGCAAGGUUGAACUCACUGUUCUCAACUUUAUGAAAAUAUUUGGAUUUGUACAGAAAAUAUUCACAAAAGAUGAAUUCCACUUCUACCUAGAUUCGUUGUUUAGUGGAAUAAUGGCAUCAGGAAUACUCAACGGAGAUAGAAACCCCCAUCCAGAUUUUAGAGGAGCUCGAGUCUUGUCAGAGGACAUUGAGUCUUUGGUAUUAGACAUUUUCGAAGGUGAAGAAAUUUUGGAAAGAGAUCUAUUUUCAAAGCGCUUCUUGGAACAUUCAGAGCUAGGCCCGAUGUUUAUAUACUUCCAGGGAUGUUACACGGCUUGAUCAAAAUAUUUAAAACAAAAAGCAAUGGAGCUUAUUCACUUGAAUACUGCUAUCAGAAUAUGGGUAUACGAAUGGGUCAAAGCAGCUGUUGUUCAAUCUGAAGGAGAAGCUUAA
Molecule: messenger RNA, 754 nt
Organism: Moneuplotes crassus
Lineage: Eukaryota; Ciliophora; Spirotrichea; Euplotida; Euplotidae
Source: the annotation of a GenBank genome assembly